Molecule: messenger RNA, 3843 nt
Organism: Prinia subflava (tawny-flanked prinia)
Lineage: Eukaryota; Metazoa; Chordata; Aves; Passeriformes; Cisticolidae
Gene: GAS2L2
Product: growth arrest specific 2 like 2
Exons: 7
Coding region: 171-2432 (753 amino acids)
Biological process (GO): microtubule bundle formation; regulation of microtubule polymerization or depolymerization; actin crosslink formation
Cellular component (GO): actin filament; cytoplasm; stress fiber
Molecular function (GO): actin filament binding; microtubule binding; cytoskeletal adaptor activity
Source: RefSeq, a predicted model, not a curated record
AAGGAGAAGGGAUCAGCACUGGGGAAGGAAACAAAACACCCACUGCCCAGGACGGUGAUUUCCUCUCCUGAGCAGCUUUACAGCCCUGCCACCCCAGAAGGGCUCCGGACACCAGGACAGCGUCACCACCUUGUGUGGCACGGAGCAAGUGGCACCAGUCUUAUGGCAGGAUGUGGGGGACACCGGGCACGGGGGCGCGGAGCAUCCGUCCCUACCAGUCCAGCCAGCAGUACCUGUACGCCAUGAAGGAGGACCUGGCAGAGUGGCUGAAGGAGCUCUACGACCUGGACAUCGAGGUGGGCACCUUCCUGGAGGUGCUGGAGACAGGGGCUGUGCUUUGCUCCCACGCCAACCACGUCACCCAGGUGGCCGAGGACUUCGCCCGUGCCUGCCCUGACGCGGCCCGGCGCCUCCACCUGCCCCGUGCCGGUGUCACCUGCAACCUCACGGCACAGCCAGGCACCUUCCAGGCCAGGGACAAUGUCUCCAACUUCAUCCAGUGGUGCAGGAAGGAAAUGGAUAUCAAAGACGUCCUGAUGUUCGAGACAGAGGACCUGGUGUUGAGGAAGAACGAGAAGAACUUCGUGCUGUGCCUGCUGGAGCUGGCUCGCCACGCCUCCCGCUUCGGGAUGCGCGCCCCAACCCUGGUGCAGAUGGAGGAGGAGAUCGAGGAGGAGCUUCGGCAGGAGCUGGACCUGCCCCCCGUGGAGCCCACCCUGUCCCGGCCCCCCAGGAAACCUCGGGACCUCAACAACCUCGACCUGAUGGUCCAGCACCUGGUGAGCCGCUGUACCUGCCCUGUGCAGUUCCCCAUGAUCAAGGUCUCGGAAGGGAAAUACCGUGUGGGGGACUCUGACACCCUCAUCUUUGUCCGGAUCCUGCGGGAGCACGUCAUGGUGCGGGUCGGGGGCGGCUGGGACACGCUGGAGCACUACCUGGACAAGCACGACCCGUGUCGCUGCACCUCGCUCUCUCACAAACAAGCGUGGAAAGCCCGGAGCCCGCAGCAGCAAGUGCAGCACGAGGUCCGGCUGUGCCCGGCCCCGAGGGCGGCCCGCAGCCCCCAGCCCGCGCUGCUGGUCAGCCGCUCCCAGAGCCCCCUGCCCCCCGUCACCUGGGGGGGCCGCGUCCCCCCGGGCCCCCCGGGCCCUGCCACCGCCUCGCCAGAGGGCUCGGGUGGCCAGCCGGGUGCCAGCCCUCAGCGAGAGCCAGCGCAGCCCCGGAGGGUCCCUUCGGGCAGGAUGCGGGAGCCGCCCGCUGUCCCCAUGGGGAGGACACCGCCACCAUCCCGGUCACCUGCUCGGUGCAGCUCCCCCGGGCACGGGGCGAGGGGCCGGGCACCCACCCCUUCCCGGCUGAGCGUCCCGAACGGCGCGGGGGUCCCCAGGGCCCCGCAAGGGAAAAGCCCCCCUGUGGCACCGGCACGGGGCAGGGCCGCAGCACCCAGCCCACGGACGGGACCAGCACCUCCGGGAAGCAGCCAGCAAGGAAGAAAAUCAUCAGCUGUGGUGGCCGCCAGGCCACAGGGAAAGAGGCCACCCAUCACAGUGACACCCCGAGCCCCCAGCCCCCUAAAGGUCUGCACCUCCUCCUGGCACCGGGAUGCCCCUGGAGGCUCACAGAGCCUGCAGAGCCCACGGGAAGGGAGGCAGAGAGCUCUCGGCCGGGGCCCGCAGCCCCCACCCCGAAAUUCCUCCUGCCAACCCCCAAAACUGGACAGCGGGGUUAAACCCCCCCUCAAAGCCAGCCUGGCCCGGCCCGCCACCCCUCUGGGCGGUUCUGCAGAGGGGUGCAAGGGCUGUGGGGCUGGGGACGGUCCCCAGGGGACACGGCAGUGCCACCCAGCCCCGCACCCAAGGGCUCCCCCAGCUGAGGGACCUGGGCUGCCGGAGGGUGAAGCCGGGGCAGCCUGCGGCCCCGGCAAUGGGGCUGAGGGGCUGCGGGGGUGCUGUGGGAACACGCAGCCCCCCGGCUAUGACAGGGUGGUGGAGGAGCUCUCCCGCGGGCCGCAGCCCCUGCGCCCUGUGGGGACGGGGAGCCAGGUCCCCAAGACACCCGCCCGAGCUGCCCCGCAGCUCCCGGCCCCGGGGGAGGCACAGCGGCCGGGGGUGGGGGGCCACACCCCGCGGGGACCCAGGGCCAACAACGCGGCCAAGCCCCGGCGGUGCCUGAAGAAGCCCGAGCGUGUGCCCUCCAUCUACAAGCUGAAGCUGCGGCCCAAGGUGCGUCCCCGGCGGGAUCACAGGCCGGGCAAGCGCCCCUCACGCAUCCCCACCCCGCUGGGGCAUCGCCCCCCUGCCCCCCGGGGCCAGCACCGCCCUCCCGGAGCCCCCCGGGCCCCCCAGAGCGGCAGCACACACCCCACGGCCAAGCCCUCCCUGGGUGACAGCGGCACCUGGCUGACCGAGGAUGAUGAGGAGUCGUGGGUCUGAGCCCACCCCGGGAGGCGGUGGGGACUGACGGAUGGACAGACAGAGCCCUCCCUCCAAAGGUGGGAGUGAUGCUGAAGCUGAAACUGGAGCCGCGGUGCCCGAGGAUCCCAAGGGUGGCAAACUGAGGGGCCCCACCUCACUUGUCCGAGCUGCACCCCUUCCUACCCCGUGAAUUUUUUCUGUACUGGUAACCCUGCUAAAAAGGCACUUUUGUACUGGUUUGGGUGGAAAAAUCCAGCCCCAGGAUGAGAGAAUGGGAUGUUUUCUGCAGGAGGAAGGGUUUAGCCCCACCUGAAGUGGGGACACCCCACCCUUGAAAUCCAUAAAAACCAUCUCAUACCUCGAUGUUCCCCUUCUGCACCGUGGGACCAGCGAGCCUCGUGUGUGACAGCUCCAAGAGCCCUCAUGAGUCACUCAGGCUGGGGGGUCACAGGAGGGGACCCCUGCUGACCCCCGUGGUGGCCGUGGUCCCUUCUGGGGUGGUGGAUGUCACCGAGGGUCACAGCAGGCACUGCUGCACCCCGAGCCCGCAGCCACGGACCCAGCAAUGCUGUUUGUGCAAUAGAGACGUACCAAAGCCCUUCCAUUCCCACAGCUCUUCUGAGUGGGUGGAGAGGGAGAGGGGAUAAGCCUGAUGUGGGCACAGCAAACGUCCCUCUGAGAACCCCACACGGCCCAGGAGAGCCCCAUUUUCCAUGAGAAGAUGAAAUCAGUCCUGCUCCCUGCAGAGGAGCAGCAAAUGUGAGCACUGGGACUCCGGGAAUGCAAAACCUGCCGGCAAAAACACUCCUGAGGCUGGCACGGAGCAAGGGGGACAGACCUGAUUUUUAAUUCAAUUUCAAAGAAGGAGGUGCAGGGCUCACAGGCGGUGUAGACACCUCGGGAAUCUCCAACAAGGAGUCCAGGGGGGAAAGGAAAGCCAAGUCCAGGCAGCUGGGAUGCUCACUGGGGCAGGAGGAGGAGGAGAGGGAGAGGGAAGCAUCCUCGGUGGGGCCGAACCGAACCCAGGCAUCACCUCCACGAGCACGGGGGCACAAACCUGGCACUGCCCCGGGCACAGCAGUGGGGACAUCCCAGCCUGUGCCAGGCCCAGGCUGCUCUCAGCAGGACCAGGGUGGCGUUGGGUGAGUGGUAAAUCUGUAGUAAGGUGUGAGCAGGGCCGCGGGGCUCCCAUGUGCUCCCAUCCCUGUGCCUGGACACCUCGGAUCUUCCAGCCUGGGAUUCCCUGCCCGCACCCAGGGUGCCACCACCCCCACCUGCCCCUUCCUGGGCUCUUGGCAAAGUAGCUCUUUGUAGCCCUCGUUUUCCCGGGAGCUGGGAAAUGCUGUCGAAGCAGUGAGAGUUGUUAUUAUUACUAAUAGAACUUCCUCUGUCUAUAAAGUACAAUAGAAUAUAACAAUUAUAUUUAUAA